Messenger RNA from Labeo rohita (rohu), 5174 nucleotides. RefSeq names its product bromodomain and PHD finger containing, 3a (gene brpf3a). NCBI's taxonomy places the organism in Eukaryota, Metazoa, Chordata, Actinopteri, Cypriniformes, Cyprinidae. Gene Ontology annotation, molecular function: protein binding. Gene Ontology annotation, cellular component: MOZ/MORF histone acetyltransferase complex. Gene Ontology annotation, biological process: regulation of transcription by RNA polymerase II. The record is from RefSeq and is a predicted model, not a curated record.
CAACGCCGAGAAUUCGCCUUUUUUUCUAAAGGGGCGUAUUUUUCUUGCCAAUUUAAUUACAAACCAACGUUCAAUGCACACGAUACACUCUGCAAUAAUAUCAGGCGCCUAUUUGAAACACUCGGGCACCGUGUCAAGGUGAUAGUGUUGUGUAAACAGCCGGGAUGUGUGUUUAGAAACGUUUUUGUGGGAAGUCUCAUCAAUGGAGGGUUGAGGAAGCCCGUCUCGCUACAGAAGAGGACGCUGUCGCCCCUGGAUAUGACCGGCAUUCUCUGUCGUUUCGAGCGAUCGAUAAAAGAGUACUUAUGUCCAUUCAUAUUUUAGCAUUUAUAUAGCGGACAACUCCAAUGAGGAAGUUAAGAAAACGAGUUGGCCAGUCCAGGGCUGGAGGCUUUGGGAGAGGAGUGGUCAAAGAGGAGGAUCAGGUUCAAGUUGGUCCAUCCAGCCAUGCUGACACGGACUCUCUACUCUGUCCGCCUUCUCCGUGCAGACUGAACUUCUCUACAACCAGAGACACACUUACGUAUGCACAAGCUCAGAAAAUGGUGGAGAUUGAGCUGGAAGGACGGCUGCACCGGAUAAACAUCUGUGACCAGCUCUCUGUGGUAACAGAGGAUGAGAUGCUGGCUCAGGAUCUGACAGAGUGCAACAGUAACAAAGAGAACAGCGAGCAGAGACAGGGAAACAAACAAGCCGCGUCUAAAAGCAAGCGGAAGGAUGGCAAACACGCAGCCAAAAAGAAAUCAAGCUCUCAGUAUAGCAUGCAAAACCAGGUUGUCCAAAUUCAAACCCCCUUGCCUAAGCCUACGUUUCGUAAGGUGGACACUUUCACGGCUUCAGAGGCUCCUCCUCUUCCUGUGGCCUAUUACCGCUACAUAGAGAAGUCUGGGGAGGAGCUGGACAACGAGGCUGAGUAUGACAUGGACGAGGAGGACAUGGCUUGGCUGGAGAUGGUCAAUCAGAAACGUGUGUCCGACGGACACGCUUCGGUCCCACCUGACACGUUCGAGUUAUUGAUUGACCGACUUGAGCGAGAGUCCAUUUUGGAGUCCCGCAGCCAGACGCUGUCCCAAAGCACCAUUGACGAAGACGCCUACUGUUGCGUUUGCCUCGACGAUGAGUGUCUCAACAGCAACGUCAUCCUGUUUUGCGACAUCUGCAACCUAGCUGUGCACCAGGAAUGUUACGGGGUGCCUUACAUCCCUGAGGGGCAGUGGCUGUGCAGACGCUGUCUGCAGUCCCCGUCGCGCCCCGUCGAUUGCGUCCUCUGCCCAAAUCGCGGAGGCGCGUUCAAGCAAACCAGCGAUGGAAGUUGGGCCCACGUCAUCUGUGCCAUAUGGAUCCCUGAAGUGUGCUUUGCCAACACUGUGUUCCUGGAGCCCGUGGAGGGAGUGAAAAACAUUCCUCCUGCGCGAUGGAAGCUCACCUGUUACCUGUGCAAACUGAAAGGCAGGGGGGCAUCGAUUCAGUGCCACAAAGCGAACUGCUACAGGGCGUUUCACGUCACUUGCGCCCAGAGAGCUGGUCUCUAUAUGAAAAUCGACCCCGUGCGGGAGACCGGCACCAACGGCACUACCUUUACUGUGAAGAAGACCGCUUAUUGCGAGAACCACUCACCUCCUGGAAUGGCCACCGAAGGGGAUGAAGACAACGGGUUGGUUGGGGGCAGGGGUAACAGAGGUCAGAGGUCGUACACAUUAGGCCCUCCGCUGCAGCAAAACCAGAAUGGGCGGAAAAAAGGUUCAGCCGCACAACAGAAGAAAAUGCAGAAGAAUCCGGCAGGGACCUCGCGGAAGACUGGAGUGCCACUCCUGCUGGUGCCACAGAUACCGUCCUUUAGGCUCAACAAGAUUUGCACAGGGGUUUCUGUUGAAAGGAAGAAUCAGUUUAUGCAGAGGCUCCACAAUUACUGGCUGCUAAAACGUCACUCUCGUAACGGAGUGCCACUCAUCCGCCGGCUGCAUUCUCAUCUACAGGCUCAAAAGUCUGAGCAGAGAGAGCCAGAUGCAAAGUUGCAGGCUGUCAGAGAAGAGCUAAAGUACUGGCAGAAGCUUCGUCAGGACCUGGAAAAGGCUCGACUUCUUAUUGAGCUUAUAAGAAAGAGAGAGAGACUUAAAAGAGACCAGAUGAAACUUCAGCAGGCUGCACUAGAGCUGCAGCUCACCCCUGCGCUGGUGUUUCUGCGUUCUACACUGGAACAGCUGCAGGAGAAAGACACUGAUCAUAUUUUCACCUCACCAGUCAAUUUGAAGGAGGUUCCGGACUAUCUGGAGUUUGUUUCUGAGCCGAUGGACUUCUCGACAAUGCGUGACAAGCUGGAGGCCCAUAAAUACUCAUCGGUGGCUGACUUGGAAAGGGACUUCAAUCUCAUGAUAUCCAACUGUCUAAGGUACAACUCCAACGACACAGUGUUCCACAAAGUUGCCAUGCAACUUCGAGAGGUGGGCGGGGCUAUUCUGAGACAUGCCCAACUUCAGGCCCUCAGCAUAGGCCUUGAUCCCAGCACAGGCAUGCACCUGCCAGAAAAGCCCAGCAUGCACAACGCCACGGUCUCCUGGUGGGAUGAAGUUGACUUGCUCUUGGACCCUGAGAAUCGUGUGCACAUGUAUCCUGAGGACCAGCUGAAAACCCUGCUGGACAAACUGGAUCUGGUGGCGUCUAUGCGCACCAGCGGAGGUCGCACAAAACGCAUGCGUCUGCUGCGCAGAGAAAUUAACAGCCUCCGUCACAAGAUCAGCCACCAGGACCGCAACUCACGACUGCUCAAUGGGAAAAUUAAAGAGGAGAAGUGCAAAAAUGUAAAGAGUGAGGAGAAGAUGGAUUACAUAACCUCCAACACAGACCUAAAGAAAUCAACAUCGCAAAAAGUGCAAGAACCUACUUGUCCAGACUCUUCACCUUUACCUGGAGAUGCUCCACCAAACCCGCCUAUGUUCUGCCUUGAAACGGGACGGACCACCACUCCAGCACAGUCAAAUAAACCUGGCAGCAGAAAACAGAGGGCAAAAGCAAAAGAAAGAGGCCUGAAAGAAAAUCACGAUCAGACUUCAGAAGAAGACGACAACUUCCACACAAAAGAUCAGGACCCCAACACUCAGGAGGAUUCUGUGAUCAGGGUUUCCUCCGCAGAGAGCCCGUCUGAUUCACCCAAGAUUGGCGUAGGUCGUCGAACGUCGAUCCUCUUCAAGAAAGCUAAAAACGGAACCAGACUGACAAAGGACAAGCCUGUUUUAUUGCAAAAUGGAGUCAGCAAAGCUGAAAAUGAUGCGUCGCCAAAGCAGGCCACACCAGCCAAAUUACUGUCAGCAUCACCAGCCCCCAAAUCGCCCCCUCCGUCUCCUCACCAGCUUAGAUCCAGAGGACUGAGUACAUGCUCCGACAGCGAAGGAGAAAAGGCCCACUCUCCACCUGAAGAGAACGGCAUCACAAAUGGACUCAAGAGACACAGCGGCAACUCAUCAGAUUCAGAAAGCUGCACUCCCACCUUCCCAGCACACAGUUCCUCACCUCCGAAACGCAGUCGUGGUAAACCAGCUCUCAGCAAAGUUCCUGUUGGUGAGGAAGAGAAUAGCGUUUCUAAUGCAAGCAAAGAAACUUCUCAGAAUGAUGAGAUGGAACCUCUUACUUUGGUUUGGGCAAAAUGUCGCGGAUACCCCUCAUACCCUGCAAUGAUUGUCAAUCCUGAUAUGCCCCGAGAAGGAAUUCUUCACAACGGCAUUCCCAUCCCAGUGCCUCCAACAGACGUUUUGGAUCUGGGUAAACGCAGACAGGAGGAGACUGAAGAAAAACUCUUUCUUGUGCUGUUUUUUGAUACGAAACGAACCUGGCAGUGGCUGCCGUUGGACAAGCUCCAUCACAUGGGCAUUGACGACACCGUAGACAGACUGCGCCUGAUGGAGGGCAAGAAGCCGAAUGUGCGGAAGUCAGUGCACAUGGCGUACGACAGGGCGAUGACGCACCUAAGCCACGUGAAGGAAAACUCAACCUUUAACCCCUCAAAUUUUAUAUAAAGACUAUUAAAUGUUUGUCUAAACUGACUGUAAGAUACCAAUGAAGGUACGUUCAUAACAUGCAGAUGUUUUAUCAAUGAAAAGCAGAUUUAUAAGCUCUUUUAAUAAUUCUGCUGUCGUUUUCCUACCCUCCGUACGAAAUCAAAAUGGGUUUAAUUAACUUUUAAAGGGGUCGUUGGAUGCAAAACUCACUUUUACAUGUUAUUUGAACACAAAUGUGUGUUGGCAGUGUGUGUACACAACCACCCUAUAAUGAUCCCUAUAAAAAUCCAUAACCUGUUUUUCAAAUCGGGCCAUACUCAGAUUCUUGGUUGUGUGACGUCACGGACCAAAGCCACUCCCACGAUAGUUGAUUGACACAGCCGUCUUACCUUAGACCCGCCCUGAGUGAGCUUUGAACUCAGUUAGAGAGAGGUGGGGUGAGCAGAGCUCAUUAGCAUUUAAAGGAACAUGCAACAAAACGGCUCGCCGUGAACAAGGCUGAGGUAAAAAGGGUGUUGUUUUACGCUACCACUGAGAAAUUUUAACGAAAGUAUGUUAUAGACUUUUCACUAAGACCCUAAAGGAUCAUAUCAACUCGUGGCAUCCGAUGACCCCUUUAACUUUCAGCUGAGAUUUCUAAGAAUGUUUUAAAUUCACUUGUAUUUGCACUUAUGUUGAAAAUGUUUUGCCACUCAUUUUCGUCACACCAUUUUUGGCAGUUUUAUUGAAUGUGAGGUGAUAGUAUCACUUAUGUUGCCAACGCGCCAGGGUGUUCGGACAGUGCGCUUCAGGAACUUUGUGCUAGAAUGCAUUUUGUAACUGUUUACUUGGAUACGUUUCUCAACUGAGGAUGUUCAGAAAAAAAGUCCUGUUUCUCUUAGAGCUACUGGUUAAUCAUUCUAGCGUGUUCAUAUAUGCUUUUCGUCUUUAUCAGUUUUCAACUUCUGAGCGUUUACCAUGGCGGUUUUAACCUACUGCGAAAUGCCACUGAAUGAAAAUAUGAAUUUCUUUGGCAUGACCUACACCCUGCACCUGUUUUGUGUAAUUUUUAAGUUAAUAUGUGCCAUUCAUUUUAAAGAAAGGAUGUUUAUUGACAAGCUUGUAAUUGUGGGUUGGCGAUCACUGUAAAUAUAAAUGCAUGUAUGUAGAAAAUAUGCACAGAUGUGUUUUUAAAAUCUGAAA